Messenger RNA from Prosopis cineraria, 1235 nucleotides. Its product is annotated as protein CDI-like. The transcript is spliced from 2 exons. Lineage: Eukaryota; Viridiplantae; Streptophyta; Magnoliopsida; Fabales; Fabaceae. The record is from RefSeq and is a predicted model, not a curated record. The coding region runs from base 33 to 950 and encodes 305 amino acids.
GCGAUCUUUCCGCUGUAUUUUUGGCAAUUAUUAUGUUCUGGGAUAUGUGGGUAUAUAAUAUAGAUUCACGUUGUUCACCUCACAAUUAUCUAAAUCCUAGCUCCAACGGUCAUGCUCUCUGCUUUUCAAUUCUUUGGUUCCGCUUCUCUCUGCAUUCUCAAUCGGGCUUCUGGGAGGAGCGACAUUCAUCAUCUGCUAAUAUGAGUUCAACUAAUGGUGAAGUCGCAGAUCAGAAGCCCUUCAGGAUCUUCGUGGGUUAUGAUCCUCGCGAAGAAGAUGCCUACCAGGUCUGUCGCCACUCAAUCCUCAAGAGGUCUUCCAUUCCUGUGGAGAUCGUACCCAUCAAGCAGUCCGAUCUGAGGAGCAAGGGCUUGUAUUGGCGUGAAAGAGGGCAGCUCGAGAGCACCGAGUUCUCCUUUUCCAGAUUCCUGACCCCGUGCUUGGCCGGUUAUGAGGGCUGGGCAAUGUUUGUGGACUGCGAUUUUCUGUACUUGGCAGAUAUUAAGGAACUAAGGGACCUGAUCAAUGAUAAGUAUGCCGUGAUGUGUGUUCAACAUGACUAUGCUCCAAAGGAGACCACAAAAAUGGACGGGGCUGUUCAGACCGUGUAUCCAAGGAAGAAUUGGUCUUCCAUGGUGCUGUACAAUUGUGGUCAUCCCAAGAACCGUGUCCUCGCUCCCGACACAGUGAACUCACAGACGGGUGCUUUCCUUCAUAGAUUUCAAUGGCUUGAGGAUGCUGAGAUUGGGUCCAUCCCACUUGUGUGGAAUUUUCUCGAGGGUCAUAAUAAGGUUGUAGAGAAAGAUCCAAAUACAUUCCCCAAGGCUAUCCAUUAUACUCGUGGAGGGCCGUGGUUUGAAACUUGGAAGAAUUGCGAAUUUGCUGAUCUCUGGCUCAAUGAAAGGGAAGAUUAUCUGAUGCAAGCAAAGAAGAAACUGUCUACAAAUUAGAUUGGAAUUGAAUUGUUGGUACGUUUUCAUGUUAUUACGAGUCAAUUACGUCAUUUGAUAACUUUCUCAGCCUUUUGGCUAAGAUAGGCGUAGAAUAUGUUCUCAUACUCAAGUAGUAGAAAGUUCUGAGACCAUUGGUCCCAAUUCUAUUUGCAGCAUAGUGGAUUAUAAUAAAGUGAAGCUAUUGAGAGUGGGCUAAUGGUAUGGGCUGUAUUUUGUUUUUCGGCCAUUAUGAGCUGUGUACACAUUAAAGUGCUAAAUUUUAAGGCAUUCAUUUCCGUUUUA